Molecule: messenger RNA, 2237 nt
Organism: Sus scrofa (pig)
Lineage: Eukaryota; Metazoa; Chordata; Mammalia; Artiodactyla; Suidae
Source: RefSeq, a predicted model, not a curated record
UUUUUUUUUUUUUGUCUUUUUAGGGCCACACCUGUGGCAUAUGGAGGUUCCCAGGCUAGGGGUCCAAUUAGAGCUACAGCCACAAGCCUAUACCAUAGCCACGGCCACACCAGAUCCAAGCCGCGUCUGCAACCUAUACUGCAGCUCUCAGCAAUGCCAGAUCCUUAACCCACUGAGCGAGGCCAGGGAUCGAAUCCCAUCCUCAUGGAUACUAGUCAUAUUUUUAACCCACUGAGCCACAAGCAGAGCUCCCAUCCUGGGAGUCAAUUUCUUUGCAAGCCCUUUAGGGCUUUCCUUCGUAGCUGAUUCUUGUCCAGUGAUUCAGCUGCCUCCUCUGGCUCCCAGUUCCCCUGCCGCUUCCUGGGCUCAGACCUAUGGCCUUUCCAAGGGUAUGGAGGCCCCGCAGUCCUUAAACUUCACUGCCAUCCCUGGGCUGACGGCACCCACAUCCAACGUGGGCCCUGCCCCUGACCUUUCAUCUCUACAACCACCUCCCCCCACCCCAGGCUGCACCUGCGGAACUAACCAUUCCCUCCUGCCUGAAUUUGCUCCUUCCUCCCCUCGCUUCCCAUCAGUGGUACCAGCCUGGUCUCAGAGGGUGAAAAAAGAAAGGCUUCUGCUUCUGGCUGGGUAGGAGCAGUGGGAGGAGCCUAAAUGAGAGAAGACUCUUGGCUGCUGGAGAAAGGGGUACCUGCAUGGGUGGGUGAGGGCGUGGGGGAUGGGAGGGCAGUUGGACUCCUGGAACCGCUGAGACUCUGGCCAUCUGAAAAUCGGAUUUUAUAGCUGGAGGUGGGCGAUGCCUGAGGCUGAGGGAGCAAUGCCCGAGGGUGAAGGCGUGGUGGCUCUGUACUUGGGGGUAUGGAGCUCCAUGUGCUCUAUGGCUGCCUGGAAGCCUGGAAACCCGCGUUGCAGCCCCGGCCCUGCAAUGAGCCCUCCCUGUCCUGAUUCUCUGGAUCUCACGCUCUUCGUCUGUGUAACAGGAUGGGGGUGUGGGAAGCGGACCAGGUUAUUUUAAAGGAUCCCAGCAAUGCAGGCGGCAAGGUUUUCUCAGACCUGAAUUUGGGGGAGCAAAUAGAGGAAGUGGGGCCGGGGACUGGUCUUCAGCCUCACCAGUCCCCAGUCCCUCCCACCCGCCACCUCCACGGGGGCCUGGCCGGUGCCCAUGUGCAAUAAUGAACUCCUGAGUGGCCUUUGUCCUACCGUAAAUGCCUCUCCCGGGCCACAUGCCCACUGCCUGCACUGCGUCGCCUAGGUCACUAAGCCCCUUCGGUCCCCUAGAGUGAGGCAAGAGGGACUGCAGAGCAAAGCAGAAGCCUGAGCCACACCAAGCGCCUCCUUCUCUCCCAGGACAAGCAUGGCCCUUGGGAGAGCACGGCUGCUGCUGCUCUUGGUGUGUGUGGCUGUCACAUGGGCGGCCCGGCCUGAUCUCCUCAACAUCUGCAUGGACGCCAAGCACCACAAGACCAAGCCAGGCCCGGAAGAUGGCCUGCAUGAGCAGUGCAGCCCCUGGGAGAUGAACGCCUGCUGCUCGGUCAACACCAGCCAAGAAGCCCAUAACGACAUCUCCUACCUGUACAAAUUCAACUGGGAGCACUGCGGCAAGAUGAAGCCGGCCUGCAAGCGCCACUUCAUUCAAGACACCUGUCUCUAUGAGUGCUCGCCCAACCUGGGGCCCUGGAUCCAGGAGGUGAACCAGAAGUGGCGCAGAGAGCGGAUCCUGAACGUGCCCCUCUGCAAAGAGGACUGUCAGAACUGGUGGGAAGACUGCCGCACCUCCUACACCUGCAAGAGCAACUGGCACGAGGGCUGGAACUGGAGCUCAGGGUAUAACCGGUGCCCCGCGAACGCCGCCUGCCACCCCUUCGACUUCUACUUCCCCACGCCUGCUGCCCUGUGCAGCCAGAUCUGGAGCAACUCCUACAAACAAAGCAACUACAGCCGGGGCAGCGGCCGCUGCAUCCAGAUGUGGUUCGACCCGGAACAGGGCAACCCCAACGAGGUGGUGGCGAGAUACUACGCCCAGAUCAUGAGUGGCGCUGGGCUCUCCGAGGCCUGGCCUCUCCAGUUCGGCCUGGCCCUGACGCUGCUCUGGCUGCUGAGCUGAGCUUCUGUCUUCGGAGAGCUGGACAGCCCUCCCCUGUUCGGCCCCACAACACCCAGCUCGUCAGUGCCUCGGUGGUGGUGGUGGUGGUGGUGGUGGCGGCGGGGGGGACCCUGAAUAAACCAGUCACCCCACA